Molecule: messenger RNA, 1431 nt
Organism: Megalobrama amblycephala (Wuchang bream)
Lineage: Eukaryota; Metazoa; Chordata; Actinopteri; Cypriniformes; Xenocyprididae
Product: probable inactive protein kinase DDB_G0270444
Exons: 2
Coding region: 623-1168 (181 amino acids)
Source: RefSeq, a predicted model, not a curated record
GCAAACUGUUCAGUUUCAAUUGAAUCGUUUUGCAAGCUUGUAAAGUAAAGUAAUUAUUUUUGAAUGUAACACUAUAAUGCUUUAUUUAACAAUAACGAAAGUUGUUUUUGAGUAAAACACAUUGGUGCGUCUCAUUUCCCUCCUUCUAUCGUGAAUCAGUUCAUUGUAAACACAGUUGUGACGAGAGAAACUCCGAGUCAUUUGAACCGAAUGCUUUGCAAAAUGAUUCAAUGAUUCGAAACGCUCGAAUAACCGCAUCCUGACGACACUUACAUGUAAUUUUUACAAACCAACUGAUAAUGUUUUCAUGAAAGUUUAAUAAAAAAAAUAAUAUAGCUACAGAUCAAUUAAUAUCAAAUCAUAAGUAAAUAAUUGUGAAUUGUCUGUGUAAUGUGUACUCUUUUAGUAAUUUUUAGUGCUAGUUUAGAGGGUUUUUUUGUUUUGUUUUUUUGUCUUAUUUAAAUCCAUUAACUCUGACUCUCUUACCAGAGUACUGAAUUACUGAACUAGAGCUGAUUGAGACAGUCUCUCUUUCUGUUAAUUAUUGUUAUCUUUAUCAUGACAGUGUCCAGGAAGACUCUUGAUGAAGCAACUGAGAUCCAUGUGACACACUAUUAUAAAGAUGGCAUUUAUUAAAGAGAACAGUGAAGACAUAAAGAUGGAGUUUAUUAAAGAGGAGAUUGAAUCUGUGAACAUUGAAGAAACAUUCAGAAUUAAACAAGAAGAAACUGAGGAACAAACAAAGAUUGAGUUUAUUAAAGAGGAGAGUAAAGACACGAAGAUGCCGUUAAUUAAAGAGGACUGUGAAGACGUAAAGAUGGUGUUUAUUAAAGAAGAGAGUGACGACAUGAAGAUUAAAGAAACAAUUAGAGUGAAACAAGAAGAAACUGAGCAACAAACAGACCUGAUGGCACUGAAAGAAGAGAGUCAAGAACUGAAUGAAAUGGAAGCGGAAGAUUGUGAUUUCAUGACAGGAGAAAAAUCCACACAGACUAAAAAAAAAUCCUCUCAAAAAAGAACUCAGAAAACCAUAUCUGACAGUUGUUUUACCUGCCAACAGUGUGGACGCAGUUUUGCUCAUAAACAAAACCUUAAAGUCCACAUGAGAGGUUCACACUGGAGAGAAGCCUUUCACCUGCCAACAGUGUGGACAGAGUUUUGCACGUAAAGGAAACCUUAAUACCCACAUGAGAGUUCACACUGGAGAGAAGCCUUUCACCUGUUCUCAGUGUGGAAAGAGUUUCAAUCAUAAAGGGAACCUUUAUGUCCACAUGAGAAAUCACACUGGAGAGAAACCCUACACGUGUCUUCGAUGUGAGAAGAGUUUCACUUAUCUUAGAGACCUGAAAUGUCAUUUGCAAACUCAUUCUGGAAUGCAACUGUAGUGUUCUGUAUCUAGUAAAAGAUUUACAAAAUACAACAGUUUCAGAA